Molecule: messenger RNA, 2388 nt
Organism: Lodderomyces parapsilosis
Lineage: Eukaryota; Fungi; Ascomycota; Pichiomycetes; Serinales; Debaryomycetaceae
Gene: UTP13
Product: Utp13p
Exons: 1
Coding region: 1-2388 (795 amino acids)
Biological process (GO): endonucleolytic cleavage to generate mature 5'-end of SSU-rRNA from (SSU-rRNA, 5.8S rRNA, LSU-rRNA); endonucleolytic cleavage in 5'-ETS of tricistronic rRNA transcript (SSU-rRNA, 5.8S rRNA, LSU-rRNA)
Cellular component (GO): 90S preribosome; nucleolus; small-subunit processome
Molecular function (GO): protein binding; U3 snoRNA binding
Source: RefSeq, a predicted model, not a curated record
AUGGACUUAAAGACAACGUAUAUACACAAAGAGACGGAACCGAUUUAUGUGGGUGGAACUAGUGCAAGUAUAUCUGCUUCGGAUGGGCAAUACUUGGCCACGCCACUUAACGAGGAUGUCAUAAUCACUGACUUAUUCACAAAUGAGAUUUACCACCGAAUCGAAGGUGAUGACGACGAAGCAAUCACAAGUUUAUGCAUUACCCCUGAUGGAAAAUACCUUGCCAUUUGUUCGCAAUCACAACAACUACGUAUAUUUGAUAUUGGGGCUAAGCAAAUCAUCAAGACCUAUAAACUUUCAUCACCGGUAUACAUUUCCACUGUUGAUUCGACCUCAUCGCUAUUUGCAUUUGGUGGCUCAGAUGGUGUUGUUACCGUAUGGGACAUUGAAGGUGGGUAUGUCACCCACUCAUUGAAAGGACACGGUACUACUAUUUGCUCAAUCACAUUGUAUGGAGAGUUGAACAAUUUGAACAGCUGGAGGUUAGCUAGUGGUGAUACGAUGGGUACUGUCAAAAUUUGGGACUUGUCUAAACGGAAAUGCAUACAUACUUUGAAAGACCACAAUACUGCAGUGAGAGGGGUUGCAUUUGAUGACGAUUACGAGUAUUUCUUCACUGGUGGACGAGACCAUGUUGCUAUUAUAUACAGCACAAAGAAUUUUAAGCUGUUGUUUACCUACCCUAUUAACGAACAGAUUGAAGCAUGUGGGUUUGUCAAAUACGUCAACGAUCGUCAGUUUUUUUAUACGGCUGGUUCAAAUAAUGUCUUGCGGUUGUGGAAUAUAAAGACAGGUGAUUUGAUCGCCCAAUCUCCAACUCCACUAAAAACCAAUGAGGAGUUGUUGAUCAUUGAUGUAUUGAAGGUGUCUGAUCACCAAUUGUAUUUGGUCAUCAGCGAUCAAACUUUGGUGGAAUUGGAUCUUUCGGUUGACGAUGAGCGGAGGGUUGGAGAUAUUGUGAGGGAAUUGCCCGUUGUUAAAAGAAUUGCUGGUAACCAAGGUAUCAUUGCAGAUAUAAGGUAUGUGGGUCCAAAUAAUAACUUUUUGGCAAUGGCUACAAACUCUCCAGCAUUGAGAAUUAUGGAUUUGCAAAAGCCAUUCGAAUUGAAAUUAUGCGAAGGUCAUACUGAUAUAUUGAAUGCCCUUGAUGCAACCUCUGAUGGAAAAUGGAUUGCUACAGCUUCAAAAGAUGGUGAGGCCAAGUUAUGGAUUUGGAAUGAUGGGGAGGAGAGUUUUGAAUUGUAUGCCACUUUCCAAGGUCAUGCAGGAUCUGUCACUGCAAUUUGUUUGAACAAACUGACACUGGAACCUACUUUUCUCAUUACUGGAUCAAGUGACUUGACUAUAAAGAAAUGGUCGAUUCCAAAGACGAGUGGAACCACCGUGAAAACAUCUCUAUACACUAGAAGAGCCCAUGAUAAAGACAUAAAUGCCAUCGACAUCUCUCCCAAUGAUGAAUAUUUUGCCACUGCAUCAUAUGACAAAUUGGGAAAAGUGUGGAACUCUCAAUCUGGGGAAACCAUUGGUGUUUUGAAAGGCCACAAACGUGGAUUAUGGGAUAUAAAUUUUUACAAGUACGAUAAAUUGAUUGUCACUGGAAGUGGUGACAAGACAAUCAAGGUGUGGUCAUUGAAUGAUUUCACCUGUCAGAAAACCCUUGAGGGCCAUACAAAUUCCAUCCAGCGAGUCAAAUUCUUUAAUCCACAACUGCCACAACUCAUAUCAUGUGGUGCUGAUGGAUUAGUGAAAAUAUGGGACUAUAAAGCUGGUGAAGAAGUUCGAACUUUGGAUAAUCACGACAAUAGAAUCUGGGCAAUGUGUUUGCGGGAUGACGAAGGUGAUGAGUUCAUCACUGCUGAUGCUGAUGGUAUAGUGACUACGUGGACUGACAACACAGCUGAGGAAAUCAGACUACGCGAGUUGGAAGCCAAAGAUAAAGUUGAACAAGAGCAGAGUUUAUCUAAUUUUGUGAAGAAUCAAGAUUGGAGUAAUGCCUUUUUGUUGGCAUUGACAUUGAAUCAUUCUAUGAGAUUAUACCAUGUGAUUAAGUCAUGUAUCGAAGCGAAUGAAGAUGAGGAGUCACCUAUAGGAUCAAUCAAUUUGGAAAACACGAUCAGUCAAUUGAAUAAUGAGCAACUUGUCACAUUGUUUAAAAAGAUUAGAGAUUGGAAUAUCAAUUUCAAGUUUUUCGAAAUUAGUCAAUCAUUGAUUUCUGUAAUAUUGCAACAUUUUGCUGUUGAGACAUUGGUUGAAGUACCAGGACUAAUGAAAAUUAUCGAUAGUAUCAUUCCUUACAAUGAACGUCAUUACAAUCGAUUAGAUGAUUUAAUUGAGCAAACAUAUGUUUUGGAUUACACGGUUGAACAAAUGAAUAGUUUGUUGGCUUGA